This is a messenger RNA of Hibiscus syriacus, 522 nucleotides long. RefSeq lists its product as uncharacterized. The record is from RefSeq and is a predicted model, not a curated record. The transcript is spliced from 2 exons. NCBI's taxonomy places the organism in Eukaryota, Viridiplantae, Streptophyta, Magnoliopsida, Malvales, Malvaceae. Bases 1 to 522 code for a protein of 173 amino acids.
AUGGACAUUGUCAUGAACCAAAACCGAACGAGAAUCCUUUGGAGAAUGAAUAAGCUAACGCCAUGUUUUAAGAACUUUACACCAAGUGUAGAUAGCAUUAUUGUUCCAAAAACGGUGGAACAAGCAUUGAAAGAUCCCAAGUGGAAAAAGGUAGUAGAAGAGGAAUUAAAAGCACUGGAAAACAACAAUACUUGGAUUAUAGUUGAUCUUCUGAAAGAUAAAAAACCAGUCGGCUGCAAAUGGGUAUUCACGGUAAAAUACAAAGCUGAUGGUAGCAUUGAAAGAUAUAAGGCGAGAUUAGUGGCGAAAGGAUUCACUCAAUCUUUUGGAGUUGUUUAUCAUGAAACGUUUGCUCCGGUAGCAAAACUAAACACUGUGAGAGUGUUACUGUCAUUAGCAGUUAAUGAGAAUUGGGUGCUUCAUCAGUUAGACAUCAAAAACGCAUUUCUAUACGGAAACUUAGAGGAGGAAAUAUAUAUGCAAAUUCCAUCGGGUGUGAAGAGUAAUACAGGAAAAGCAUGA